AUGACGCCCAACCGCGAUCUGAUGCGGGACGGGUCGCAGCUGCCACCGCUCGACGGGGGCGGGUCGCAGCUGCUACCGCUCGACAGGGACGGGUCGCAGCUGCCACCGCUCGACAGGGACGGGUCGCAGCUGCCACCGCUCGACGGGGGCGGGUCGCAGCUGCUACCGCUCGACAGGGACGAGUCGCAGCUGCUACCGCUCGACAGGGACGGGUCGCAGCUGCCACCGCUCGGCGGGGGCGAGUCGCAGCUGCUACCGCUCGACAGGGACGGGUCGCAGCCGCCACCGCUCGACAGGGACGAGUCGCAGCUGCUACCGCUCGACAGGGACGGGUCGCAGCUGCCACCGCUCGGCGGGGGCGAGUCGCAGCUGCCACCGCUCGACAGGGGCGGCGGCUGGACGGUGCAGUUUCUCAGCGGCUGGACUGUGCAGUUUCUCCGCCAGGACCCCGACACGGGGCGCGAGACAUGA
Messenger RNA from Pollicipes pollicipes, 471 nucleotides. RefSeq names its product putative surface-exposed virulence protein BigA. Lineage: Eukaryota; Metazoa; Arthropoda; Thecostraca; Pollicipedomorpha; Pollicipedidae. The transcript has 3 exons. The coding region runs from base 1 to 471 and encodes 156 amino acids. The record is from RefSeq and is a predicted model, not a curated record.